AUGCUUCUUGCUCCAUGCCAACAGCUCGCUGCACUCUCGCCCUUCAAGAUUGUCACACUGGACGCCGGUGACGAGGCUACUGUGCUCGACACGGCUCGCCAGUUGGAUGGGGUACCUAUCCACCUGCUCAUCAACAACGCCGGCAUUGGUGUCUACUCGACUUUCGAGACCGCUACGAAAGCUGACAUCAUGAAGGUGUUUGAGGUCAACGCGGUCGGACCGUUCCUCGUCACUCGCGCGCUGCUGCCGAAUCUAAAACUCGCGACCGACACACAGACUCCCGCCAUCGUCCUGCAGAUCACCUCCAUCAUGGAAAGCAUCGCAUGCAACAACGACGAACACGCGCAACUGUUCCGUGGUCAGUACGGCUACACCACGUCCAAGGCCGCACUCAACAUGAUCACCCGCUCGCUGGCCAUGGACCUGCGCGAGCAUGGCGUCGCAGUCGUGACCAUGAACCCCGGGUACGUGGACACGGACAUGACCCACCACCAAGGUGUUAUAAAGCCCGCCGACACAGUGGCGGUAAUGACCGGCAUUGUGACCAAGCUGACACUUGAGGAUACGAGCAAGUUCUUCAAUGCGGACCCCGCCGCGUCAUCGCUGGAGCUGCCGUGGUAAGCUGGAACUCCGUUCUCGGAGCCCUUCACACUUCGUGAUACUUGAGUUUCGUUUAGAUUUACUCUGAAAGCCAAUCCUUAAAAUAACACAUCGAAGUUUCUCCUC
Phytophthora nicotianae INRA-310 is the source of this 726-nucleotide messenger RNA. RefSeq lists its product as hypothetical. Lineage: Eukaryota; Oomycota; Peronosporomycetes; Peronosporales; Peronosporaceae. The transcript has a single exon. Gene Ontology annotation, molecular function: oxidoreductase activity, acting on the CH-OH group of donors, NAD or NADP as acceptor. Bases 1 to 621 code for a protein of 206 amino acids. The record is from RefSeq and is a predicted model, not a curated record.